GGGCUGCCGGGGCAGGGGGAUGCGCGGGGCCGCGCGUAAGGGCCGCGGGAGCGAGCGCGGGGGCCGGGCUAGCGCCAGUCGCCAAGGGCAACCUGCCUGCAGAUCCUGGCGGGCCGGGGGGGACACCCCGGCGCUUCCGGGGCUGCGGGGGGCCCGGUGCAGCAUCCCGGCCGCCGCAGCCCCCGCGGAUUGGGGGUCCUCGCCGCGGGCAGAGCCAGCAAAGCACCGCAGGGGGACGGGUUAAGGGGAUGUCUGCGGCUUUGUUUUCCAGCAGAAAGCAUCUAUCAGAAACCUGGAUUGUGGUUUUUUAACGUAUUUUUAAUGCUGAAGCUGGCUUUCGUGGCAGGGGUGAUGGGGGCGAGGAUGAAGAACCUGGGUUCCCACCCGGCGAGCGUGCUCUGUCUGUCGCUUUAAAGGGUCCAGAUGCUCCCGAUCAUCUGAUUCAGAUCGAGCAGGACUUGGCAUCACCAACAGCCCGUGGAUCUCACCGGAGCAGCGCCGGCACCUGCUGCUGCCCCCCAGGAGGGACCCAACCGGCUCCUCCAACCGCUGAAGGACUGAGAGGGUGGUCCCCGUUGCUGUGCGCUCCAUGGACCAGCUCCCAGCAUGAGCGCCGACGCUGAGCAGCUCCCAGCAGGGGCCCAGGCGGCCAGCGUGCCCCUCUGGACCGUAUCCAGCUGGGCGGCCUCCGAGGUGCCCCCCAACACCAGCGUGGCCACGGGGGAGGCCGGGCGGCAGCAGGGGCAGGCGCAGUGGGGUGGCAAGGCGGGAGAGAUGGCAGGCAUGGUGGUGAUCCAGUGCAUCUACGCCCUGGUGUGCCUGCUGGGGCUGCUGGGCAACUCACUGGUCAUCUUCGUCAUCCUGCGCUACACCAAGAUGAAGACGGCCACCAACAUCUACCUGCUCAACCUGGCCAUCGCCGACGAGCUCUUCAUGCUCAGCAUCCCCUUCGUGGCCACCUCGGCUGCCCUGCACCACUGGCCUUUCGGCAGGGCACUGUGCCGUACCGUGCUGGGCGUCGAUGGGCUCAAUAUGUUCACCAGCGUCUUCUGCUUGACCGUCCUCAGCCUGGACCGCUAUAUUGCGGUGGUGCACCCGCUGCGGGCGGCCACCUACCGUCGGCCUCGGGUGGCCAAGAUGGUCAAUGGCGGCGUGUGGCUCCUCUCCUUGCUGGUGGCUUCGCCCAUCCCCAUCUUCGCCGGCACAGCGACCACCCGCGACGGCCAAGCCGUGGCCUGCAACCUCCUGUGGCCGAGCCCGGCUUGGUCAGCCGCUUUCGUGGUCUACACCACCUUGCUGGGCUUCCUGCUGCCAGUGUUGGCCAUGGGGCUGUGCUACCUGCUGAUCGUGGGCAAGAUGCGGGCAGUGGCACAGCGGGUGGGCUGGCAGCAGCGCCGGCGCUCUGAGGGCAAGCUGACACGCCUGGUGCUCAUGGUGGUGGCCAUGUUCGUGGUCUGCUGGAUGCCCUUCUACGUGGUGCAGCUGGUCAACCUCCUGCUGCCCGGCCGCCUGGACGCCACCGUCAACAACGCCUCCCUCAUCCUCAGCUACUCCAACAGCUGCGCCAACCCCAUCCUCUACGGGUUCCUCUCCGAAAAUUUCCGGCACUCCUUCCACGGCGUGCUGCGCCGCUGCCUGGACGCCAGCCUCUGCUGCUGCCAUGCCGGGGACGGCACUGCCGAGGAGGAGGAGGAGGAUGAGGAAGAGCCCCUUGAUUACUGCGCCACUCCGCGCGGGGAGGACAAGGGCAAGGGCUGUAUGUGCCCCCCCUUGCCCUGCCAGCAGGAGCCCGUGCAUCCCCAGCCCUGCUGCAAGCCAGGACCCCUCCUCACAAAGACCACCACCUUCUAGGGCGUCCCCCCGCCCUGCCGGCCACCCCCAGGCACCGGCAAUGGGGACCCCAGCCGGAGAGGGGACAAGCAGUCCCACACAAUCAAAAAGCCAUAAGACUGGCCUGGCAUAGAGUUAAUUACGUCGGCUGAUUAAUCAUUGCCGUUACUUUCAGCACUGAGGAGCCUCCCCGCUGGGAGGAUGUCAAAAUGCAUCAGUGACUGGUGACCGGAGACACGGGGUGCGUGUCCGUCCACAGUAAUAAAACAGAAACUUCCCGUUCCUGCCCGAGACAUGCUCUGAAAGGUGGAGAAAAGCCCUAAAACCCACCAGCCCCGGGGCGAGGGGAUGGGACAGACCGACUUCUGCACCAGCUCUGCAGGCGUGGGGAGCAGCGGUAUCAAUCUGACCCCUUUGGAGCAGCAAUCUGACCCCUUUGGCUUCCUCUGAUGUGAAAAAUAAAGGGUUUUCUUAGCACCUGAGGUCAAAGCUCGAGAAUACGCAAACCUGAGCCUGGGCAGGCGCCAGGGAGACCCAAACCUCCCUUCAGCUGAUGCAAAAAGGAAACAAACGUGAGUACCACCAAUAAACCUCUGCCGCGCACACCCCAAAUUCCCAGGCAAAGGGACUGUAGCAAAGACAGGAGCAAACUUGUAUUUUCCACCAGAAAACCCAGGAGAAGCGAAUGCCACGGGUGAACAUCACCCCCGGUGGUACCCGAAACAUAGACCCAGACAAACUCCAGCCGCAGAACAGCACUGAGGCCACACCAGCUUGGUAGCGUUCAAUUAGCCAUUUUCAGCUUAUUUGGUUCUAACUUUGUCCUUUUACUGUUAUUCUCAUUCUCCAUUAUUUAUGGCUCAUUCCUUCUAUUUUAAUCACGGCUGAAGGGAGCAGCGGGGCACGUUUUCAGCCCCAUGCUCCUUUUUGGUUUGUUUUCCUGCUCCAGCGAGGUUUGUGACCUCUGGAGCUCUGGCUGCCAGACGGGCCGGCGAUCGGUGAGGGAAAGAAAACCCACGGUCACUUUUGGGGAGAGAGAGAAAGAAUAUGUCAUUACCAGCUUUCUAUAAACCAGACUGUUAAAGCUUUAUUGGUCGACACACAAAAUCACCAUGUGAUUGUGCAUUGCGUAGGGUAUAUUUCCAAUAAAUAAAUAAGUAUUUACAAA
Messenger RNA from Columba livia (rock pigeon), 2998 nucleotides. RefSeq names its product somatostatin receptor 4 (gene SSTR4). NCBI's taxonomy places the organism in Eukaryota, Metazoa, Chordata, Aves, Columbiformes, Columbidae. The transcript has 2 exons. Gene Ontology annotation, cellular component: plasma membrane; neuron projection. The record is from RefSeq and is a predicted model, not a curated record. Gene Ontology annotation, molecular function: neuropeptide binding; somatostatin receptor activity. Gene Ontology annotation, biological process: cellular response to glucocorticoid stimulus; neuropeptide signaling pathway. Bases 607 to 1851 code for a protein of 414 amino acids.